This is a messenger RNA of Spirometra erinaceieuropaei, 8867 nucleotides long. The record is from the annotation of a GenBank genome assembly. NCBI's taxonomy places the organism in Eukaryota, Metazoa, Platyhelminthes, Cestoda, Diphyllobothriidea, Diphyllobothriidae.
AUGAGGCGCAUUCUCCAAUUUCGCCAUAGCUACCAACAACCGACGGCCGUCUGCUCCAUUGACUUUGCCGCCGCGUUCGAUUCCAUUCACCGUGAGUCCCUGUGGCGGAUAAUGGCGCUAGAUGGUGUACCUGUCAAAAAUCAUCGCCAUGAUUAAGGCCUACUAUUGCUCCACUACUGCGAGAGUCCUGGUCCGCAACAAUCUUUCCCAACCGUUCAGUAUUCGGUCUGGCGUCCUACAGGGUUGUAUCUUGUCACCCAUACUGUUCAACUACGCCAUUGACUGGAUCCGCGGGAGGGCUCUAAGCAAGAGCGACGGCGUUGAGUUUGCACCCGGACAUUGACUGAUUGAUCUCGACUAUGCCGAUGAUAUCGCCUUACUUGCUACAAGUUUUGGUGAUUUGCAGUCUAUAGUGUCACGGGUGAACGAGGUUGCUAAAUCGGUCGGUUUGUCCAUAAACGCUGGGAAGACCAAAGUAUUCUCAAGCUGCAUCCCUGACCUGGAGAAGGCACCCCUCGGGAUUGGUGGCUGUCAACUUGAAGAAGUAGACAGUUUUAAAUACCUUGGGGCGAGGCUGCUGCCUAGUGGACAGAGUAAGGAUGACAUUGUCUCCCGAAUCGAUGCUGCCCGCUGCGUUUUCUCAAGCCUUCGGAAAUGCCUAUGGGACCGAAGUUACCUCUCCAUCGCCACGAAGAUUCGCGUGUACCGUGCAUCUGUCCGGUCUGUCCUUCUCUACGGUUGUGAAUGCUGGGCUUUGCACGUGGAGGACGAGCGAAAACCGGAGGUAUUCGACCACCACUGCCUGAGGACCAUCCUUCGAGUGAAGUUAACCGACUUCAUCUCAAAUGAGACAGUCCGCGCUCGCUGCGACAACAUCGCAAGGAUAACUCAGGCCAUCCAAGAAAGACGACUGAGGUGGUUCGGGCAUGUUCUUCGUCGUCCACCUCAGGAGCUCAGUGUGACUGCCCUCGAUCCGGCACCGUUGCCCCAUUGGAGGCGUUGAAGAGGGGGUCAGUUCGAAACCUGACUCGACACAGUUCGUCAAGACAUGGAGGUGGUUCUUGGACCUUCGGUAUUUGGUCUCCGUCGUUGGCGAAGGGAAUGGGUUGAGCUGUCCAGAUCUGCUACCGCGGAUCGUCACGCGUGGAGAGGUACAGUUCGGGAAAUCAUCGAGGCCCGCUAGAUUAGGCAUGAUCGCAGCUGUAUCAAGUACAAGUAAGUAAAACAAAAACUGUAGAGAAAGCACGCAUGUGCAUAGGUCACUUCACAAACGACUACAGGUCUAUUUUUGACCAGUGAGGUGUCGCUCGCAUGGGUCCUUGCUUGUGUUUGUGCCUGGUUACAAUUAAAGUACGUUGAUUCGCUUUCCUCCUACUAUAGGCAUUCUGUCUUGUUAUCAGUAUUUGUUUUAUGAGAUUUUUAUGUAGUCUUGCCAGUCCUUUUAGUGCAUUGUUCUACAGGGUUCUGAACAAACACUCUUUUAAAAUAAAUCUACCAGCUAAUGUUUGUCGCACCACUGAGCUUAUAUUUACCGUUGCCCUCAUGUGGGCCUUCAGACCGUCGUUAAAGUUAUAGCAAAUGACAGCAUUGUCUCUUUCCUCUGCGAUGGUAAACGUGCUUUUGGUCACUGUUCGUUCUACAGCGAAUCGAAAUGUCUCCGGAAAAGACCAAAUUUUCCAACGCUUAACGCGCUUUCACUGGUGGCGCCCGAAUCCACUUGACUAGUGGAGCGUGUAUAAAAUUCACUUGGAAUAUCUGGCCAGGCUGCAGGCCAGCGCCUAAAACGUAUUGCUUCCGAGGUAGAAGAAAAAGAGAAAAAGAGGCCGGGGAACAGUUUGCCAUCAGUACUCCCAUUACUGAUUUCAGGUGCCAAGACUGGUCGUUUACACAUGCUUGCCUUCUCUUGAACUUGCCUCCGGAACGCUGUCUUUGUCCAUUUCUCUUUACUCUUCAUUCUCCCAAAAGCAUUUCCAGCUGCUUGUUCGUUUUAUGUGUAUGUUUUUCCACAUAAAGUCGGUUGCCCCUCUGCUGUGCCUUUUCUCUGCUGCUUGCUAUUUUCUACUGUUCAGCCCAUUAGCGAUGCCACGACCUAAGUCUCUAAAGACAGACAGGAGGAAUUGAUGUGGCAGUAAUGUCCAUCGAUCCAUCCUAAUCGCAGGACAGAAGGCGGACAUUAUCGGAAGGAAUUCGUCUGGACUCUACCUAUAGCUCGCGGGAGUAAUAAAUACUACCUUACUGACUCGGAUAUUCGAACUUUUGGCAGACAGCAAACGUCCACAUUGUGAUAAAGAUGACUGCGCGGCGUCAGGUUGUCUCCUCUAGUGCAUCGGCACAAAGGCCUAACCACAAGGCAUCGGCGACAAGCAAACUUUCCUGGUGCCGAUUCAUGGUCGCCAUGCCACGGUAUCGUCAUCCGACUUGACGGAAUUUUAUAAAUCAGUCAGUAUGCCCGAUCGCUGUUUUCCGUACCCUGGUAGCAUUGUCGCUGCUAGUCCGGAACUACUCAUUCACAAACACUGAGAACCUGUUUACUUCGCAGUUAGCCCUCGCGGAGGGCCCUUCUGUUAUCCGCCAUGUGUGGACGCGCUGGAUAGCCAGCAGAUGGGCCAACGCGCAACUCGUUUUUCCGGUGACUACAGGUGUGAUUUACCAUACGACUCACCCUCUCUAGCUCGAAUAUUCGGUCAAGCAAACUAGGAUGCUGCUGUCUUGAGUGGUCUCGGCUUUAAAAACUUCAUCACACGGAGCCACUGUUUGGCCUGGCCUUGGAUAGCGAACUUUUAAUAAAAUCAUCUAGGCUUCGUGCCGUUUUUUAAGGCUGGGAGCUUGGUACUUCCACCUACUCUCGGCGUACUGCGUGCUUAAACUUUGCACGCAAAUUAACCAGAGUUUGAAGACACGCUAGCGCUUUCGCGAGAUAGCACCGCCUGUGGGACAUGUAGCAUAGGGUACCAGAAGUUCUGCAGAGGGCGGUGACUCGUUUUUUGUGGCCAAAUGCCUUCCAGGAGGCAAUGCGCUCCAAAAAAAGCAUAAAAGGCACAGGUGAAUGAGGUAGUUGCAUCAACGCGUCUAUACUCUGCUAGCACAUGUUCACGUCCAAAGGGCUGGAUCAAACUGAGAUGAACGAGAUCAUGGCCCAGCCCGAAGAGUCGUUCCUCCUCUAUUUUUAGCACAAGUGAUUGACAAUAAUGCGAGUUUUCGAAGCACAGAUCAGAUAUCGUAGGUACGUUCCCUAUGUCGAUCAUUUCGUGGAGACAGUCAUACAAGUGGACUGCUUCUCAUUGUUCUCAGGUGACUGGGGUUGACGGACCCAUGACUUAGACCUUAGGACGGCGACGGGUGCUAGUAGGGUAUGAUCAGAAUGAAUUAAGAUAAGGUACGGAGGGUCUUGGUUUAGAAAAGCCAGGUAUUCGUAUCGUCGACUACCUACCACUCGUCUCAUUACUGACAUCGUAGUGAAGCAAGGAUUCCAAUUAUGAUGUUAACUAAGAUUCGUUUUCGAAAAGAGCAGUUGAAACACGCUCUCAAACCACAACGUUUGCCUCUUGAUGGCCUCUACCUGCCCUCGGCUGGUCCUGUUUCGCACCUGUGCCAAACUAGGUCUUUGUCUCAUCUAUCAUUUGGCAUCUGGUGACUUACGUAGCUCAGCCUCCUCAAUUUUGACUGGGGUGGGGGUAGGACAUGUAACCCCCCUUGGAUGGUUGUCCAAAAUCUGCCUUCCCAUCUUAUUUAGGCAGAUGUGGCUCAAAAUCGUUUGCCUGGCAAUCGGUUCCGCAGGGGGCCAUACGAUGAGCGGAUUUCCACCUUGACUAGCGUUAAUGACGCUAAAGGUGCCCAUAUCGGGCUCAUAGUUAGGGUUAGGGCUACGUUUAAAGUUAGAGUUAGUACUAGGAGUUGGGCUAUGCUUAGGGCUAGAGUUGUCAAGAUUAGGUUAUGGCUUGGGUUUGGGGUUGAGACUAGGAUUGGGGUUUUGGUCUUGGGUUGGAGUUGGAGGAUUAAGAUCAGGGUUAAGGUUAGAGUUCCAUGAUUAGGGUUAGGGUGGGGGGCAGGGUUAGGUUUUAGGGCUAGCCUGAGUUAGGGUUACGACCGCGUUCGUGUUUGAUUUAAAUGUUUACGAGUUAGCGGUCGAGGUUGCUCACUACAGGCAUGACCUCGGUUGCCAUUGGAGUUGCAGUUGACUUAGUUCUCCCAGCGGAGUUGCAUACCAUAUCCUUACCCCGACUGGCAUUUGGGUGUGUUACGAGGGGUAAGCGGUCACGGGUCAAAUUCAUCCUAUACUCAGCCAUUUAAGGGCUGUCUGGAUAUAGUCGUCUCGUCUUCGACAGAAAUCCUGCUUAUCGUUCUCGAUAAAAGAUUCAAUAUCUUUCAAAAACGAAGCUGUGCGGGAUAACAUUGCACGUGGCAGGGUGAAUGAGCAGUCAGUAGAGAACGGGCCAGUGCUUAGGAAAAGAAGACGGGAAGUUCACACGACUCAAAAAAUGAAUACGUAUGCCUUCGAUAAAUUAUCGCCGAGCCAGUGCAUCUUUAUGGGAAUGGGGCAAAAGAAAAGCAUGCAAGUGAUAGGUGAAAUCGAUUACAGUUCAUCUGUUUAUUCAAGUGAAGUGCGGAAACAGGGAAAGGGGAGUAAGAGACUGAGUUAGAAGACAGGAGGGCUUGAGGGAGGAUGGGCGCGGAGGAGUACAUGUAUUUAACUGACGUUUUCCCACGGUAGGCCUGGAGCUAGUAUCAGGGCCUCUGUGCGCACAAGACCGGCUUUUGUGGCCUGAUGGCAAUCGCCUCUGCUGUUGCUAACAGACGCUGGCCAAAUGACUGAAGGUAGUUCGGUGGGACCCCGUGAAUCAGACAAAGGGUUUGUCGGGAUUCGCAUAAUGCUCGGGAUCAACAAUGUGUGCUAGAAUGGCGUUGUUUUGCUUUUGAUUUCGCCCUUUCGACCAUUCUGGAAGGUGUUCCCGUAUUCUUUUGGACAGGCGUCUACUCGUGGGUCAAUAUAACCCGCUCCACAGGAGCAAUUAAAGGUAUAAAUGCAUCUGGAGGUGGUCUGACUUGGCAGCCUAUCCUCACUCCCACUUCUUCCUAACUCACUGUCUCUUAUUCUUCCCCCGUUCCCGCACAUCGCUUGGAUGGAAAGACGAACUGUGGUUAAUUUCUCCUCAUUACCUCAUUUCCAUAUGAAUGCACCGGCUCGAUGACAAUGUAUCAAAGGCACACGUAUGCUCGCUAACUGGUUUUCUGAAUCAUCCCAUGGGCAUUGUCUCAAUUCCGGAAAUAUGACCAGAUAAACCGACAAGUAGCGCCUCAUCUGCGUGGCGACCAGGACCACUGAUCGAAAUUUGAAGCAUUCAGUAAGAUACCCAGAUGCUCCAACAGACAGACGAUAACUUGGCGGGUAUGCGUGGGCGCAGUGCGGUAAUCACGACGACGGGCCGUCGCGUACGACAACAUCCAUCGAGUGCACCACAGUUGGUGGGCGCGGGACGGUGAUUUGUUCACGAAUUAGCGAUAAUAGUUUUGCAUAGCAUAUGCCACAUUCUCCCGUCCCUCAUGCCCCUGGACCCGGUAGCAAAAGCAUCAGAGCGACCGGAGGUGGAUUCGGGCAUAGUGGUUGGGAAAGCCAAACGGUCCGUCCAUGCGUCCCACGCACACGACCUGGUCCCCGCACAGCGGACCGGGUUUUUCCGCAGAAACAGGGAGCAGUAGGAAUCCAAUCUAAGUAGAAGCUUCAUAGGGACCUCACUAUGCAAGAGUCAUUGCAGACUGACUUCCCAUCCAGAGAGGGCUAAAUUACCCUGUCAGUAAGCAGCCUUCCAAGCCACAACUUUUGGCGUGUCCGAUUUUUUGUAGUGGCAAAUGUGCUGAGUACCGUGGGACCGGAGUUCCCUGAAUCGACCUCAUUCUCUCUUACCUCACCCAGUCCACUCUCCGAGCCGGUCAGUCGUCAAAUGCGGGGGCUGGGCGCAAGUGGCUGGCGUGGCGCGAACUGUGCGUGCCCUAUCCCAGUCCAGUCCCCGUUUUGUCCAGUGUGGCUCUUUGUGGGGGCACGUGUUACUCACAGGGAUCUAUUUGUAUGCAUCAUUUUAGAAUUCUGCGGCUCUGUAGCGGCCGAGGACGUCAAGAGUAGCACACACCAAAGUAAGGAAACACUGAGAAGAGAUCCUGGUGGAGGUAAAUCUGAACAGAACUGUUAGCAUCUUUAGAAACUCAUUCACGCGCAGGAAAAGAAAGUACGCCAAGUAUGGGGUAUGGUAUAAUAGAACGACAUGGAUAUGGAGAAUGUGUAAAACAAACAUUAAUGCACACGUGGAAUGAGAAACAACGAAUAGGUGACCUGUCUGGAUGGAUAGGUGACCCCGACAUACUAGCUAAACAGCCGGUGGGGGUGCAGCGCUGUGGGCAACUACAGGGAAGGGCCGAGGGAGGAGCCGACGUUGAAUGGGAAAGAGUCGACAGCGUCAGUGUGUUGCGAGAGGGGGGUGUCGGCGGUGGCGAGAGGAAGGGACACCGGCCGGCUGCACCAGCACGCAGUUACACCACCUCCAUCCCAAGUCAACGCCAAAAGUGUUACUACAUUCAAACAAUCCUGUCCAUGCCAAGGGGUGUUACAUCUCGUCUCUAAGCAUUCCGUACUACGAACACGAAUCAUUGUUAGCAGGAAGUUCACACUGAUUGCCGUUUUUAAAACCACGAGUUUUUGUUGUUCGUAGUCCCAGCACAGUAAACCGCGGUCCAUGUGUGGAGCUGUAUCCUCCCCUCCCCAACUGGCGUUCCUCGUGCGUGCCCUACCCGCAUUAUUUUGGAUUCUCUCUGCACAGGAGUUCUUUGCGUGCCUUGCCGUUGGUGCAUUCGUUCGGGAUAGGCGUUAGAUGGUCCUAUACUAGUCACUAGUUAAUUCCGUUCUUGGCCAGUCACGAACAUAGUGGGGAGGAGAGUAAGAUGUAUGUGCCGCAUAUUUUCACGACCAUAAAAAGAAAACAAGCGCGUUUUUUUUACUGGUUGCUAGCCGCUUUGCACAUUAGGUUGAUUAUUUCAGAAGCAUAAACUGACCACUAUACAGUGUUUGCCUACUCGCUCUAGAAUCCACUCGAAAGUGUAUCUUUACGUACCACGAGGGCACCCUUAUGGGUGUUAGAUAAAGCAAGUUAUCUACUUAUUGUAACACAUCAGCGGUUGUGGCUUGGAAGUUUACUAGCUGGUGUGAUUAUUCGGUUAGAGCUGCGUUGCAGCGACUCCUCCUUGGUGCGACACAGUUGCUUUGUCCACAGCUGCACCAGACACGGUAAACGACUCCAGAUGUUUUCUACCGUGGCAAUGGGUCUUUCGGCCUCAUGGUCUAGCGCCUUAUGGUGGCCUCCGAGUCAUGGCUUUCCGGUCGUCAGUCAAUCAACAAGCGCAGUGGCCUCCCCGCUCUAUAUUCGGCGCUAAGACUUUGUCUAGGCAAAGUAGUUAGUCGUGAGGACAGCGUGCAGAUGAACACAGUUCCUAGUGUCAGUAUCGGUGAGCCAAAUUGCCCAAGAGCCCACACGGAUGACGAAAUCCGACCGUCUGCAACUCGACUGCGUGCGAUGAGCGUGGGAAUCGAUAAUCUUGACCGGCACACAAGGGCAUAGCAACUACACGGCAACUGCAUGCUUCAACACAUGGCCAGUCGAACCGUAAAGCACUUGUGAGCUGCCGACUGCGAUAGGCAUGUAGCGACCUAGCAACUGCAUCUUAUAAAUACUGCAACACCUGGGCAAUUUACCACCCCUAUGUGACUGUCUCUGAUGAUGGAUUCCAGUGAGAAUCCGAAACGUCGGGCUGAUAAAGCUCAUGUUCCGGCGAUCGUGUCUCCCUCAUAGCAACUACUACCUGGAAGUCGCCUCUUCGCUUCUAUUAGCAGGUUUAGUGACUGUCAGGCCGUGAGUAGCAGUUUCCGAGGGAUUGUAGAGCAGAGGCGCCAAGUCAUUUACAGUUGGAGGGUUAUUUUUCGCACACUGCGAAUUGUUUUAAAGCAGCAGCUUUUUGUGUUCGGCGUACUCUUCGACUGAAGAGUGAACUAGUGCCCGUUGGGGAUGGCUGGAAUAAUGGAAAUAUCGCGGUUCUUCCUGUUGAACUAUAUUUCUAUGCUUAUUUUGGUAGUGUUACACAAAAGACUCGGGAUGACAAAUGAUUUCAAAAGGUGUAGCCACAUAUCACGAGUGGCUGUACUGAGUUUCUGACGGCCCCUACUGUUUUUUUCUUCAACUCUGACCUGUAAAGGAGUUUCACGACCAUUGUUAGCGAAACUGGUCACUUGGCUUAUCCACAACUAAUCACACCUGCUUUUUGUUUCCUCUCUUCCUCUAGGGGAUGACGGGUGGCAUAAUUCCGGGUCGCAUCCGUAUUCACCAACAGGCCUAUAUAGAGGCAAGUAAGUUUCGCCAAGCACUUCCAAGUAUUCCCCUCCAGAAACCUACGUUGUGAAGACGCUGGAUAGGUAUGUCAGUUUAGGAGAACUCCACAGGGCAUCCCUUCUCGGUGAUCCUAGUCUGCGUGAAGUGGUUGAUAAGCUCACAGAAAGUUCUCGAAACUGGUAAUUUUAAGGUUGAUGCUUCUUUUCUAGCAAUGCAGGUCCUUCAUCAUCGACAGAAUGGUCCGCCGUAUCCGCUGCACUCGGAGCACAUUUCUCAUCAGCUCCCAUGCGGUAGGCAAAUUUUGAAGCACUAGCAAUGUUCUAGGUGUUUCGAACUAUGUGCCAGAUCCUCAACUCGGCCAUUCCUAAGUGUUGCUACCUGGAGCAGUCGAAUUUGAAACUUGUUACAAAAUAUAUCCUUUUAUUAGCCUUAUUUUGGUUGUUGAAUGUGCUGGAUCUUUCAUUGGUACUCACUACCCCUCAAUCAGUUAUACCUUAA